AUGACUGAGUGCAUGCAGGCGGCCUGCGCACAAUCGAUCCGCGAGCGUGAGGCCGAGAUGCACGGGCGAAUGUUGAUGAUGCAGGCGGACAUGCAACGCGAGCGGGAGCGGGGAGCAUUGGAAUUGCAAGCUUCCUUGCAAGCCGUGGGAGCGCGAGCACGAGUCGAGUUCCAGGAGUCCGAAGCUAGCGUGCAUGCUCGUCCCCAGGCCUUCGAGCACGGCAUCGUUGAGGCGGACCGUGCGCAGUCCAGAAUCGCUGUCCGGCAGAAACACAAUUCGAUGCAGGCCGGUCUUCAGGAUUCCUUGGCCGCGUACGGGGGCCACUUCGAGGAGCAGCUGGCGCACGAACGUAGGCGAUCGGAGGAGUACGAGGUGGCACUAGAUUAG
Messenger RNA from Prorocentrum cordatum, 387 nucleotides. The record is from the annotation of a GenBank genome assembly. Lineage: Eukaryota; Dinophyceae; Prorocentrales; Prorocentraceae.